AUGAAGAACAAGUCACGGAAACGUGGCGGCAGGGACGAAGACCUGGAGGAGGAGGACAAUAACCCAUUUGUGGGCACCACACAUAUGUUUGCGUCUGGGAUAGCGAGUGCCCCUGGUGGUCAGCAGGCGGUGCUGAAGUUGGCGCAGCCUGCGCCUGGGGAACAGCAAGGUGCUAGUACUCCAGAUGGUGCGGGUGUGGUUGCUGGCACUGCUGCAGGUGCUACAGGCGCUACAGGCGCUGCAGGUGAGGGCGAGGACGAAGAUGAGGACAGCAACGAGAACAGCGAUAUUAGGGAUGAGGAUGUGGACAUACUGACGCAGACGCUGUACAAGGCUGCUGAAGAGCCCUUUGUGUCUGUUCCAGUGCGGGCCACUGGAACAGACUCCUUAUUUAAGAUUCCUGUGGACAGCUCAGGCCCUAUACAGAUCAAGGAGGCCGGUGACUACAAGGACCCCUGGGGCAAGCACGCUAUUGGCUAUGUGAUCGAGCUGGACGGAUUCAAGACUGUGCGGCGGUACUCCGAGUUUUACUCCUUGCGAAAGAACCUCACGCUACUGCUGCCAACUGUAGUAGUACCGCCUUUGCCGCCAAAACACUCUAUUAUGAACUAUAUAUUCAAGAAGUCUAUUGACACACGGAUCAUCGACUCCCGGAAACGCACGUUGUGCCGGUUUCUGAACGAGUGCUACGAGGUACCAGACAUUGCCAACCAUAUUGUGUUUAAAAAAUUUCUGGACUGUGAGAUUAUCUGGAAGGAUGUGCUGAACUCGGCGCCCAUACUAAUACUACCACACGACAAUAGGCUGGCGCCACCACUAAACCCUACCAAACCGAGUCCAUUACACUUGUUAUUGCCAGCACCGAACUCAAAAGUAGCUACAAACACAAGCAUCCUAAACCCCCUCAUACCGACUAACACCGAAUUGGAGAACAAGUUUAACAAGCUUGAGAAGAAGUUCUGGGAGUACAAGAUUAACUACAAGAAUCUCCACAAAACGGUCAAGCAAUUGGAAAACCACUUGAAACUUAUUGGUGGGCUGCACAGUGAGCUAGGUGUGCAUUACAAUUCUUUUAGCAUUGAGAAUGCUAUCAUAAGCAGCGAUGGGAACGAAAAUGAAGACAGAUCGAGUAGCAUGCUAAUUGAAAAAGUGGGUCAUGCUUUCGACGUGAGCUAUGUCACGGAUGAAAUCUUGAGCGAAAGACAUAUAGUGAAUCUAGAAGAACCAUUGUACGAGUUCAUACAGUUGCUAGAGGACUGUAAACGUGUCUUAGGCUUCCGCAAGGCCAAAUAUUUGCAGUACGAAAUCGUUGAAAUUACUAUGGAUAAAAACAAAAAGAGACUGCGAGCAUUGCUAGAUUUAGACGAUCACAUUAAAACCAUGACUAAUGUCAUAAAUCAGAGCACAAUACUUGAGUCACGAAAGUAUUCUAACCAGGAACCCAUCAGCGAUGUACCAGAUUCUCCAUACUCAAAAGUCGAUUACACUUCUGAAGGGGAAGAAUCUGCACACGAUGAGACUCACGCUGACCAUGAUACCCCGCAACAGGAACAUCAUAAAUCUGAUGACGAGGAAAACAUCGAACAACUAUCAAGUUCUCUACAUGCGUCCACUAUCAACGCUAACAAGAUUAAAGUCAGGAAGAAGCUAUCUAGAAGAAGAGACAGGUCUGCACGAGAACUAGAUCCAAGCCUUCUAACCGAAGCAGAAAGGAAACAAGAAAUCAAAAUCUUACAGAGGGAACUCGACAAACUCGAGGAUGUGCAAAAGCUUGUCCUAAGAGAUAUAGAAGACGUGAAUGAAUCCACCUUGCGCAGUCUAGAACACGUCUCAACAAAACUAGAACAAAGGUGGGGAAACAUGCUUCGUCAAGUUACAAAAGCAAUGAUAGAUUUCUCAAGAGAGUCACUGAAUGCUUGGAGACAAGUAAGAAAGGAUAAAUAG
Messenger RNA from Nakaseomyces glabratus, 1944 nucleotides. It is a transcript of the gene SNX41, whose product is annotated as Snx41p. The record is from RefSeq and is a predicted model, not a curated record. Gene Ontology annotation, biological process: retrograde transport, endosome to Golgi. Gene Ontology annotation, molecular function: phosphatidylinositol binding. NCBI's taxonomy places the organism in Eukaryota, Fungi, Ascomycota, Saccharomycetes, Saccharomycetales, Saccharomycetaceae.